Momordica charantia (bitter melon) is the source of this 1105-nucleotide messenger RNA. RefSeq names its product Heavy metal transport/detoxification superfamily protein. Lineage: Eukaryota; Viridiplantae; Streptophyta; Magnoliopsida; Cucurbitales; Cucurbitaceae. Gene Ontology annotation, molecular function: metal ion binding. The record is from RefSeq and is a predicted model, not a curated record.
GAUGGACCCAAAAGUACCUGCUCAUUAAGAAAAGUAUAUACACUUGUUUUAAUCAUCUUAAAAAUCUUGGCUUUUUAAAGUUAAUGCAACGUCCACAGCAACAUAAACCAAGCCACAGCCAGGAUUGUUUUUGCUGAUUGGGGGGCCACGACCCAAAUGGCUAUAUAACAAGGAGGCCUGUUUCAUGAAACCAUCCCAAAACCAGAAGAGCGAGAGAGAGAAAAUCAGCCUUUUCCUUAAUGCCCUUUUCUCUGCUUCUUUGAAGGGAAGACAGAGGAUCCAUUGUUUCUACCCAAGUUACCUGUACCUUGCCAUUUUCUCUACAACUCAAUUUGACCUUUCAGAUACCGUUUUCCCUCUUCCAAACACUGUCUUCCCACUUCCUUUUUCCUCAUUUCAAAGUUUCUCUGGGUUUUUCUGCAACUUUUUGUUUUCAAUUGUAUUGAUUAAAGUGCGAAAUGGGUGUUGGUGGGACUCUGGAGUACUUGUCAGAUUUGGUGGGCAGUAGCCAUAAACACAAGAAGAAGAAACAGCUUCAAACUGUGGAACUCAAGGUCAGAAUGGACUGUGAUGGCUGUGAACUCAAGGUCAAGAAUGCCCUCUCUUCACUCAGUGGGGUGAAAUCUGUGGAGAUAAACAGGAAGCAGCAGAAGGUGACGGUUACAGGAUAUGUUGAAGCAAGCAAGGUGCUAAAGAAGGCAAAAUCGACGGGGAAGAAGGCAGAGAUAUGGCCGUAUGUUCCCUAUAGCUUAGUGUCACAGCCUUACAUUGCUCAGGCUUAUGACAAGAAGGCACCACCGGGGUAUGUCAGAAAUGUGGAGCACACUGCCUCCACUGCUUCUGUUACCAAAUAUGAAGACCCUUACAUCAACAUGUUCAGUGAUGACAACCCAAAUGCCUGCUCUAUAAUGUAAUGUAAUUCUGGUACAAGUCUAAUGUUUUGUACCACUCUCUGUCUUUGUGACAGUUUCUUCUUCUUUUUAAGUCUCUCUCCCUCUCUUCUGCUAAUAUUUUUGUCAUCGGCUCAAUAAUUCUGGUAUGAUACGAUAUAUUACUAUGUGUAAUGGAAUCAUUUUAUUGAGAAGAAAGGUCAACUUGGGAUAAA